Phyllostomus discolor (pale spear-nosed bat) is the source of this 617-nucleotide messenger RNA. RefSeq names its product pterin-4 alpha-carbinolamine dehydratase 2 (gene PCBD2). Bases 72 to 461 code for a protein of 129 amino acids. The record is from RefSeq and is a predicted model, not a curated record. Gene Ontology annotation, biological process: tetrahydrobiopterin biosynthetic process. Lineage: Eukaryota; Metazoa; Chordata; Mammalia; Chiroptera; Phyllostomidae. The transcript has 4 exons. Gene Ontology annotation, molecular function: 4-alpha-hydroxytetrahydrobiopterin dehydratase activity.
GCCCGCGGACGGGCGGCCGGGGUGGCAGGCGGCGGGCAGGCAGUGCGCCGGGCAGCUCUCGGAGGACGGCCAUGGCGGUGGCUCUGGGGCUGCGGGGACCUAUGCGGCGCUGGUUGGUGGCGCUGCGCAGUCGGGGUCCCGGCCUCGUGGCCAUGUCAGCAGAUGCUCACUUGUUGACAGCAGAGGAGAGGAGCCAAGCUAUCCUUGACCUUCAAGCAGCAGGGUCGAAAUUACAAGAGAGAGAUGCCAUCUACAAAGAGUUCUCCUUCAAAAACUUUAAUCAGGCAUUCGGCUUUAUGUCCCGAGUGGCUCUGCAAGCAGAGAAGAUGAAUCAUCACCCGGAAUGGUUCAAUGCUUACAACAAGGUCCAGAUAACUCUCACUUCGCAUGACUGUGGCCAACUGACCAAACGAGAUGUGAAACUGGCCAAGUUUAUUGAAAAAGCAGCUACUUCUGUGUGAUUUCUUUCAAAAUGCAUGUAAAAAUCUUAUAUACAUCUCAGGUGCAGUAUAUUUUGAAGGUGAUGAACAUGAACAAAUUAAGCUGUAAAUUGAAGUUCAACUUUAUAGACCACGUUUUGUCAAAUCAAUGCUAAAUAUAAACGGAUUUACAUUUGA